Molecule: messenger RNA, 1536 nt
Organism: Coregonus clupeaformis (lake whitefish)
Lineage: Eukaryota; Metazoa; Chordata; Actinopteri; Salmoniformes; Salmonidae
Product: myeloid-associated differentiation marker homolog
Exons: 2
Coding region: 211-1062 (283 amino acids)
Cellular component (GO): membrane
Source: RefSeq, a predicted model, not a curated record
GUAAAAGUGCGCGCCCCGGCUUCAAAACGGUAACAGGAAGGAAGAAGACCAUGCGAGAUCAGAGAACCCUGGAUGAGAACAGGACAUGUUCUGAGCCUCUCAGAUACAACUAAAAGACUCUGAACAAGUGAACUACUACUGUGUUCCAGCUGUAUUACAGUACAUAUACCCCACUCCCCUGUAUAACUUAACUGUAUAACACCUCCCACCAUGCCACUGAUAGUGCUGCCCACCUCCCAGCUGCUGUGGGUGCGUGUGGCUGCCCUGUUGUUCUCCUGCGUGGCCUUCAGUGUGGUGGCCCACGGGGCCUCCCUCUCCCACGGGUUAGCAGACUGGUGUGUGUUCUGCUGGGCCUUCAGCUUCUCCGGGACCCUGCUGGUACUGCUGGUGGAGCAUUUUGGCCUCCAGGCCCGAGCCCCCGUCUCCUGGAACAACUUCCCCAUCACCAUGGCCUGCUACGCCACCCUGCUCUGCCUCUCCGCCUCCAUCAUCUUCCCCGUCUACUUCCUCAAGGGCCAGCAGAACCACGGGGAGCUCCGGGACAGACGCAUCGCCUCCACCGUCUUCUCCUGCCUGGCCACCGUGGCCUACCUGUGGGAGGUGACCCUGAAGCGGGCACGGCCGGGUGAGGUCACAGGCUACAUGGCCACAGCUCCAGGCCUGCUCAAGGUGUGCCAGACCUUCGUGGCCUGCAUCAUCUUCAUACUGGUCAGCGACCCUGUAUCGUACGAACAUCACCCAGCGCUCAAGUGGUGCAUGGCGGUCUACUGUAUCUGUUUCAUCCUGUCGGCGGCCGUGGUGGUGCUGUGUGUCGGGGAGUGUACCGGCUGCCUCCCGUUCCCCUUCGCACGCUUCCUGUCAGCCUACGGCCUGCUGGCUGUUGUCAUGUACCUGACCGCCACCAUUAUCUGGCCAGUGUUCCAGUUCGACAAGAGUUACAGCCACACCCAAACCAAGCAGCAGCCCACACUGGUGACGGUUGCAGUUCUCACCGCUCUCAACUUCCUGCUCUACCUGGCCGACCUGGCGUACUCUGCACGCCUGGUGUUUGUCAGUGUGUGAGAGAGGAGGGAGGAGGUGAAGAGGGGAGAGAGGAGCGGGAUGUGGGACAAAAACUACUGUGUAAAAUUAAUUCAGUUGUGAAAGUAUUUCUGCAUUGCCUUUAUCUUCCCCAAGCAAAUGAAAAGACAGUUAUUUCUCUUUAUUGUAUUAUGUGGGCUACAUUUGGGCUGAUACAAAACAGGUAAAACAAAAAAAUGCUGCAAUGUGAAUAGAAAUGUCACCGAUGUAUUUCAUUACAUGGGUUAUUGUUAGAUGAUUGCAAACAAACUUGCCGCUUGGCAUCACCCUGCAGCAGAGUUUAUCACAGUAGCAAUGUAACGUUGCAACAGCACAGGCAUUUUGAAAAUAAAUGUUUGAACCAACGUAUCUGGGUAAUCUGAUCAGCCUGUCGGAGAGCCAGAGUGCCUGGUUGAAGUGCUCUGCUAAUGUGCACUGUGACUGUAUUUCUUCUAUAAAUAAACGCUGUGUUUUAUA